Bipolaris zeicola 26-R-13 is the source of this 288-nucleotide messenger RNA. RefSeq lists its product as uncharacterized. Lineage: Eukaryota; Fungi; Ascomycota; Dothideomycetes; Pleosporales; Pleosporaceae. The record is from RefSeq and is a predicted model, not a curated record. Bases 1 to 288 code for a protein of 95 amino acids. The transcript has a single exon.
AUGCAUAGACUCAGCCUAGACCAAGAUUAUGACUGGUAUGCUAGGGGGCUAGGAGAUAGAAUUAUACGUGCGACACGAUGUUACUAUGAUGCCAACAGAUUAAGUGUUCCCAAUGGAGCCGCAACGGCGUCGCCUGUAACAACCGCAAAGGAUCCCUGUAUGAACAUCUUCACGGCACGGCACCAUCAAACUCGCAUGUACGAUGCUGACUCGAGAUGUGCUUCAAUAUUUCUAUCACAAGCAAUAGUUACUCGGUUGGCGAGAGCUCAAGCGAGGCGCAAAGAGUAA